Echinops telfairi (small Madagascar hedgehog) is the source of this 3120-nucleotide messenger RNA. RefSeq names its product pro-apoptotic WT1 regulator (gene PAWR). The record is from RefSeq and is a predicted model, not a curated record. Gene Ontology annotation, biological process: apoptotic process; positive regulation of apoptotic process. Bases 1 to 507 code for a protein of 168 amino acids. The transcript has 6 exons. Gene Ontology annotation, cellular component: cytoplasm. Lineage: Eukaryota; Metazoa; Chordata; Mammalia; Afrosoricida; Tenrecidae.
AUGGAGGGUUUAGAUGAAUAUGAAGAUGAUGAAGCAGGGCAAAAAGAAAGGAAGCGAGAAGAUGCAAUUACACAACAGAAUACGAUGCAGAAUGAAGCUGUAAACUUAUUGGAUCAAAGCACUUCUUACCUGCUACAAGAGCCAUCUAGAACAGUUUCAGGCAGAUAUAAAAGCACAACCACCGAAGAAGAUGCCUCAAGUAGAUAUUCCAGACCAGAUAGAAGUGGGUUCAAUAGAUACAACAGGGAUGCAAAUGCUUCUGGUAAUUUAGUCUCAAGUAGCACAUUGGAAAAGAAAAUUGAAGAUCUUGAAAAGGAAAUAGUAAGAGAAAGGCAAGAAAACUUACGACUUGUGAAACUGAUGCAAGAUAAAGAAGAAAUGAUUGGAAAACUCAAAGAAGAAAUUAAUUUGUUAAACAGAGACCUAGAUGACAUAGAAGAUGAAAAUGAACAACUAAAACAAGAAAAUAAAACUCUCUUGAAGGUUGUUGGGCAGCUGACAAGGUAGAAGAUUCAAGACAGUGUGGAAAGUACUUUAAAACUACUGAUUGAAUGUUAUGGUCAAAGCUAGGACAAUAUUCCUAUGAUAGAAUGCAUUCAAAAAACAAAGUAUGUAUAUUUAUUUCUAGAAAAGUGAUGUUUAUUUUCAGAAUAAUUCUUUCUCAUGAUUAGCUUCAAACAAAGUAUUCAUGUUUUAUUCCACAAAUAAGUGACAGUUACUAAAAGUUUAUGACUUCUGUGGUUCUGUGUGGUAUUCAAAUAAUAUAUGAUUUAAAGUCAUAACCGUUUAAAUACAUUUUAUCUUUGGUAGUGCAUUUUCUCCCUAAAGCAAUAUACAUAGUCUCUGUUUACAUGAAUCCAUAUGUUUGGGCGGGAGUUACUUGCAAAUACCUUAUCACUGAUGUGUACAACUUUUUAUCUGUUUAUGUCUUACUCGAAGUCUGUCUGCUGUCAUUUAUUCUUUCAACUUACUUUAAGUGAUUUAGAGUCAUAGAUUCAUGCUGUGAUGUUACAGUUAUCUUUUUAAAGGAAAGCUACUAGAAAAAGUCACUUAAUAUGUAUUUGUUGGCUAAGUAUACUUUUUUUUAAUACUUGAAUUGUGCUAUAGUAAAUGAAAAUUUACUGUUUUGAAUUUGAAUAUCAAAAUCACUUCAGCUUUUGAAAAACAAUUGUAAUUUUACUGUAAAAUUUCUACUGUAGGUACUGUUUAUUAAUGAACAUAAAAUAUUUUAAAAGUUGGUUAUUCUUCAGGCCUGGAAAGUCUUACAAUUUCUGUGUAUAAGGAAAAAUUCAUGUUGCUGAUGAUAUUAUGUAUGUUAUAUGCAUUAAAAAAUCAAAACCAACAUAUUUACACACAUUUAAAGCAUUUAUUGAUUACAUGAGUGAAACAAUACAUAAGUAGAACUAGUCCUAAAAUAGGUUGCCAGUUUCUAACUCUGAGAAUAGCAUUGACAGUUAUUUUCACUCAUUUAAGAGAUUAUUUUUCUAGCCCAGAUUUAGGGAUUUUUCUGCCCCCAGCAUUGGAGCUUUUAAAAGUUAUUUUUGAGGAAUCAUAAAAAAAUUUAAUCUUCUAUUAAAUAUCAUUAGUAUUCUUGGUUGUUUUCUGUUACAAUUUGUAUGUUGCGUCUGAUCCCACCUUUUAAAAAACCCUAGCAUUAAAAAAAUUUCUGCUGAUGGUUGGAUAUUAAAUCGUGUACUGAUAAUAUCCAAUUUAUGUGCAGAGUGACUUGGACAUAUUAAAAUCCAUUUUGGGUACCUUACUGACACUGCUUUUCAAACCCCUUAAUUGUUCACUGUUAGAACAUAGGCAAGACACUAAGGAAAAAUGUGUAGUAAAUUGUGUCAGAUGAUGAAUUCUAAAACUCUUUGAAUUACCUAGGGCUACCUACCAUGCCUCCCUUCCAUUUCCCACUCAGAAAUUUCGAGCAUGGCUGAACAUCAGAAUCCAUGGGGUCCUUAAAAAGAAUUCUCCGACUGUAACACUUGAUAGGGCUAGAUUAAGAACCUAGAAAUCUGAAAUGUAUAAAGGUAAUCGUGGUGAAUCUGAAAUAACUGAUCUUACCUCUUUCCUCCUAUAUAUGAAGGCCCUGGAAUUGGCCUACAGGGCCCUGGUGGUUCUGAGACUUAUGCGUUGGGCUGUUAACCUCGAGGUCAGAGGUUCAAACCCACCAGUUGCUUGGGGGAGAAAAAUAAGGGAGUCUGUACCAUAAAGAAUUAAAGUUUUAGAAACUAUAGAUAGAUGAGUUUCUAUCAGUUGCAAAUGACAUGAUAGCAGUGGGUUUGUUUUGGUUUUAUUUGUUUGGGUUUAUUUGGGCUUUUUUUAAGUAACAAUUUUAGCUUCUAGUUAUUUUCCCCUUUGAGACUUUAUUUAAUAAUUAGCUUGGUUCUAGAACAGUUUUCAUAUGUUCAUACAUAUGUGAGGGAUGGGCUUCAAAAGUUCAAGUGCAUAUUUCCAGGACUUUUUGAAGCUUUCCAGAAAAUUACUCAACAGGAGUUCUAGAUUAGAUCACCAAAUUUGGAAUAGUUGAACAAUGACCGGAUAAGGGCUUCCUUCCCAAACACUAAUGUGUAGCCUGGGAUGGGUGAUCUGUUGUCACCCAAUGGUGGAUUGGUUCUUCAGUUAGAGGAAACAUAAUUAAUUUGAAUUUUAUAUUUAAUCCAUGUUGUAGAUAAUGAGAUAUUUCACUUUACUUUAAAAAAUUAGACCUAUGAAAGACAACUGUUUUUAUUUUUUCCUUCAAUUAUUGGCAACAUUUCCAACAAUGUUUUGUUGUUGUUGUUGUUGUUUUACAUGAACCUAGUGCAAAUACAGGAGACAUAAUAACUGAGGCAAAAGUGCAUGUCAUGUGCUUCCUUUCCCCUGUAAAAUACAUUAUUUAUUUCACAUAGAGUUGUCACACCAAAUACUGGGGAAAAGUAAAACCUAACCAGAUUUCUCCUUAAGAUUUAUGAAAGUGUAGAGUUUUCCCCCUCAUUUUCAAGUAACUGAAAUAAUUGCUACCUUAGAAAACUUGGCUAUUGUCAAUAAAGUAGUAAUGGUUGUGAAAUUAUUAAUUCUCUUCAGAUAUAUUAUUUCUUACGCGUCUUGGUAUUCUGGCAUAAUAAAACACAUCCAAAGUUA